AUGUCUUUCUCAAAUUUGGUCUCGGACAUUGCCUUUCGUGAUGCUCGUGUGGAUGAUGGCAGCUCGCAAAUCUCUCACGCCCGAUCGCACCGGUCCCAUGCGACCGCUCGAUCGUAUGCCAGCACCACAGCCACAAGCGUCAGCAUUUCUGGCGAAGUUUCCAGUCAGCUACAUUCUGGAUACAGUCAUCCUCUGACCAGAGCAUGGCAGGCCGAUAGGCAAUUGACAAAGGACAUGCUUAUCUACCCGUUGUUCGUCACAGACAACCCCGAUGAGGAGACUUUAAUUCCUUCGCUACCUAAUCAAUACCGCCGUGGAAUCAAUCGCUUGGGGCUGCGCUCGGUAAUGCUGUUUGGUGUUCCGCUUCACCCAUCCGCCAAAGAUGCGCUUGGAACCGCCGCAGAUGACCCCGAUGGCCCAGUGAUUCAAGCUAUUCGUCUUCUCCGAUCCCGUUUUCCUCAACUUUAUAUCACGACCGAUGUAUGCCUUUGCGAGUAUACCUCGCACGGUCACUGUGGCAUUCUACGAGAAGAUGGAACCCUUGACAAUGCGCAAUCCGUUGACCGGAUAUCCGAUGUCGCUAUUGCCUACGCGGCAGCUGGAGCUCAUUGCGUGGCUCCGUCAGACAUGAACGACGGAAGAAUCCGAGCCAUCAAGCUCAAGUUGAUUGAAGCUGGUGUGGCGCAUCGCGUACUUUUAAUGUCCUACAGCGCUAAAUUCAGCGGCUGUUUGUAUGGACCGUUCCGUGAUGCGGCGGGCUCCUGUCCCUCAUUCGGAGAUCGUCGAUGCUAUCAGCUCCCCCCAGGUGGCCGUGGUCUUGCCCGACGUGCCAUACAGAGAGACAUGGCUGAAGGUGCAGAUAUUAUCAUGGUGAAGCCAGCCAGUAGCUACCUUGAUAUCAUCCGGGAUGCUAAGGAUUUGGCACCAGACCUCCCAGUGGCUGCCUACCAGGUCAGUGGUGAAUUUGCCAUGAUCCACGCUGCUGCCAAAGCCGGUGUUUUUAAUCUUAAGGAUAUGGCCUUUGAAAGCACCGAAGGCAUUUUGAGAGCAGGCGCUGGGAUUGUGAUCAGUUAUUUCGUCCCGGAAUUCCUCGACUGGCUGUAG
Penicillium coprophilum is the source of this 1104-nucleotide messenger RNA. RefSeq names its product porphobilinogen synthase HEM2. Bases 1 to 1104 code for a protein of 367 amino acids. The transcript has 3 exons. The record is from RefSeq and is a predicted model, not a curated record. Lineage: Eukaryota; Fungi; Ascomycota; Eurotiomycetes; Eurotiales; Aspergillaceae. Gene Ontology annotation, biological process: heme biosynthetic process. Gene Ontology annotation, cellular component: cytosol. Gene Ontology annotation, molecular function: zinc ion binding; porphobilinogen synthase activity.